GUCAGUCUCAGGGUCCUGAUUUCCCAUAGACCCUUCCCCUUUUACUACUGGGAGCUAGCCAACUAAAACACCCCACUGACUGUUAGUAAGGGAGCAACAGUCCCCUUACAUAUAGACCAGGCCUAAAACUAAAAACGUGAGAAGAGGUCAGUGACUUUGGACACCAUGGUUUUUGGAUGCCCCAGUUCGAGACAGCUUGGGCCUGAUUUUCCCAAGUUCUGAGCACCCCCAAUUCUAACUGAAGUUGAAGGAAUUCUUAAACACAACCCUCCAUUACUAUUAACUGAAAAGUCAGACCAUAGCUCGCUUUGCCUGAUUUGGGUGGCCCUGUGUAACAAUGUUUCGUCACAAAUUCAUACAGCUCCUGUCCACCAUGAUCAUAUCUUUAAUGACAGUGUCAGCCUGAGGAUUUGGGUGAAGGAAAGUGAGAUUAUUCUUUACAUACAGUGAAUCAGUUAAAUAUUGGAAAACACAAAAAGGGUUACAGAAACAGUGAGUCUCCUCUCCCACGAGUCUCCUAUUUCAGAAGUAGAGCCCAACUCUGUGCUAGGAAACCAGGCAUAGUUACCAACAUUUUAAAACAGUGUAUCAGGAGAAUAUUCUCCAAAUAAACGAGAGACCUCUGGGCUGCCAACUGAUGGAAGACUUUGUAGACAUUCCGAUAACCCACUGGCACAGUCCAUACUUUUUUGCCUACUUUCCUACAGCCAGUUCUUUCCCAGCUCUUCUUGCUGAUAUAUUGUCUGGUGGCAUAGGAUGCGUGGGCUUCUCCUGGGCUGCAAGUCCAGCUUGCACAGAGCUGGAGACAGUCAUGCUGGAUUGGCUGGGAAAGAUGAUUAAUUUGCCUGAAGAGUUUUUAGCUGGGAAGGACAGCGAAGGUGGAGGAGUCAUUCAGGGCAGUGCCAGUGAGGCUACUUUGGUUAUGUUGCUUGCUGCCAGAACAAAAACAAUCAGACGUGUCCAAUCAGAAAACCCAGAACUAACAGAGGCACACAUCAUGAGCAAGCUGGUGGCCUAUGCAUCUGAUCAGGCCCACUCAUCAGUGGAAAAGGCAGGAUUAAUUGGUGGAGUGAAGAUUAAAAAUAUCCCUUCAGAUGAUAAAUUCAGUGUUCGUGGAUCAGCCCUAAACAAAGUUUUGCAUGAAGACAGAGCUGCUGGUCUUAUCCCAUUCUUUUUUUGUGCAACACUCGGAACCACACCUUGUUGCUCCUUUGACAGACUGUUAGAACUGGGUCCUAUUUGCAAUAAGGAGAAUAUCUGGAUGCAUGUUGAUGCAGCAUAUGCAGGGAGUGCUUUCAUCUGCCCUGAAUUCCGACAUCUUCUAAAUGGCGUGGAGUUUGCAGAUUCAUUUAACUUUAACCCUCACAAAUGGCUCCUAGUGAAUUUUGACUGCUCUGCUAUGUGGGUGAAGAAGAGAUCAGACUUAACAAAUGCCUUUAAAUUAGAUCCUCUUUACCUGCAGCAUUCCCAUCAGGAAUCUGGGCUUGUUACAGAUUACAGGCAUUGGCAGAUCCCUCUCGGCCGAAGAUUUCGUUCCCUGAAAAUGUGGUUUGUGUUUAGAAUGUAUGGAGUCAAGGGACUACAGGAGUACGUCCGUAAGCAUGUAAAACUGUCACAUGAAUUUGAAAACUUGGUACUUCAGGAUAAACGAUUUGAGAUCUGUGCUGAGGUCACACUGGGACUGGUAUGCUUCCGACUAAAGGGCUCCAAUGAACUGAAUGAGGCACUUCUUAAAAGCAUAAAUGAUGCCAGGAAGAUCCAUCUGGUUCCAUGUCACCUGAGAGAGAAGUUUGUGCUACGUUUUGCCAUUUGUUCCCGCACAGUGGAGUCUGUCCAUAUCCAAUUUGCCUGGAAGCACAUCUCAAUACUAACAACUGAACUUCUGAAAGCACAGGACAAGCAGCAGCUAUAAGGAAUGUGGGUGAGGUGAGGGGUGUUAACUUGGCAGCAUGGAGAAAAUCAAUUUUCUUUAGUGGGAGUGGGAAUUAUGAGGGGGGAAAUGUAGCUAUUGAUAUUAUAUGGCCCAGCUACACUAGCAAAAUUACUGUCAGCAAAUUGUGUUGUACCAUGGUUCCUGACUGCAUUAUACCAUGAUUUGGACUUAGUGAUUUAUAGAUGGAACCAGGCGGUGCUGUUGCGAUGUUAACAAGCAGUAUUAUGGCUCUGUAAAAAUCAGGGCUGUAUGGAGUUCUAUAAAUGGUUUUAACACUCUUUGUUCUUGCCUGUGUAGACAGGACCAAAUUACCUUAUUAUAAUACAGUUAGAGCACUAUCCUAUUACAGGUCUAUUUGUUACCAUGGUAGUUUUGCAAGUGGCCCUUGGAGACAUCUGCUUUCCUAGGUGGCAGAGCCAGUGGUAAGAAAGGAAUUAGAGGAACUCUAAUAGCUCCUAAUGUAACAAUUUUCUAUGUAGAUUCCUCUACCUUCCUUUAAAAGGGGUUUGUUAUUUGGAGGCAGCCAUCCUCUUAAAAUGCAGUGUUCUGCAUAUUGCUAAUUCUGUUUGCCUACAUAGGUACUUCUAUGGCUUACAUCAGUGUAGUAUCUGACUGCCUAACUGGUGCUGCAAGAACUAGGGAACCAGAAACACUUUUAAACUAAGGAAUAUGCACAUUUUAUUUGGAUUUGACUUCAAUAAUAAAAUGUUUAUAGACCUGAUGUCACUGGAAUGUAGUGCCAGCCUUCUGGCAGGUAGAAGAACCAACUCAAACCUUUAAAUAGUGAAAACAAUAGGUAUUUAAAUUUAAAGGGGUUUGUUCUCCUGACCCCAAUAGGGCAAGGAAAGAAUAGACUCUUUCCUCACUCCCACCACCCCUCCCCACACACUACCACUUCCCACAGUGUAAUUCUUUGAACAUGUAAGAAUCCACUCCACUUAGAUGAAAAAUUGACCUAAAUCCAGAAACCACGGCUCAGUCCAACUAGCUGGAUGGGGUUCUGGGAAGAAGCAGGGGUGGAGGAACCCACUCUGCCCCCCUGGGCUGAAGUAUAUUCUAUGUAUCCUUAUAUCCCCUGUACCCUGUCUGGGAAGGGAGAACAGGAGAAUCUGCACAGACUGAGAUCAUUUGGCCCUUUCCCCAGGCACCCCAUUCCCUGCUCUCAUUUGCUCCUUGGGGGUACAUAUUCCCUCUACAAUCUUCCCAUUUCCUCCCUGUACCUGGAUCUGCUGCCAAUGAUCCUACAGUGGUCAUGCUUUAAAUGUUUCUGUUGAUUUGAUAGAUUUUACGCUGAGAGACAUUUCCUACAAAUUGGUUGAAAUGUUUUAAGUGUGAGUGAUGUAUUAAAAUUAAUUUACAUUGAAAUGAUUUUUAAAAAAAUCAUGAACUGUUAACAUCUCAGAAUAUUGAACAGCAACAUUAUCAAAGUACAAAUUUACUUUCUAUCAUUUCUACCAUUUGAGUACACGUUUGUAAUUUCCCAGACUGGACCAUAAAAAUAGCCUGGUCAAUUUUGUUCUCAUAUUCUCAUGUACCAGCACAAUGCUACUGUUCUGGGAUUUCUAACACAUCAAAUACCAUGUUUUACAACUUUUCAUUAAAAGUAAAAAAAAAUUAAAUCUUAAAAACAGAUGUUAGGUUUACACAUAUUUAAAAACAGAAAAAUUACAUUUGAGACUAACCUACUUAAAUCGAUAUCAUACUUACAGCAAUGUAAGCCUCAAAAAUUCAUUUGCUCUGAAGCCACAUAGAUGACCAUUAAUUACUAUGUCAUAUCUGAGGCGUUGUUCAUCAUAUAAAUUAUUAUUAACGAUUAAAAGGGGAUUGGGCUGUCUUUGAGUUAUAUUUUAUGUUGAAUUAAAAAAAAAUCAGUCUACUCCAAAUUGAUACAUCUUGAAAUGCUGUGUAAGGAUUUCACCUGUAAUCGUAAUUUGUGCACUACCUGACUCUCACCUGACGUGAAGAAUAAUCUGUAAACUAUGUUGUGUGACAUGAUGCUAUAUGGUCUUUAAAGCAGCUAAUUUAUGUGGUGUAAUGUGUAACAAACCUCUUAGACAUAAUACCACUGUAACUGUGAUUGUAAAAUGUUGCUUCUGUUCCCACGUUAGUCAAAGAUGAUUUAUUGUUGUAUUACUGUCCGUUUUUGUUCCAUCCACUGUAACUUUGGAGUAUGAAAUAUUACUUUCAGAAAUGUAAACCAUAAAUAUAAUUCAAGGUCUAUGUUGAAAAUAUGUGCCUAUGAUUCUGAUAAACCCACAGAAUAAAGGAAAUGUGCAGUUCAAGCACUCCAUCAUUAUGUUACCCUAUAAAACUUAAAUAUUGCCAGGGAUGAGCCCCAGGACCACUGACCUUAUUAAGACUCUUAUUUAAAAUAUGAAUUCCAGACUGCCAUUUCUGGGGUAAACUAAAAGAAUAAAUGGAUAUCAAAGGAGCUUGAAUUCCCUAGAUCUGGAUGUUUUAAAAAAACUGAUUUCAAAUGCAACAAAGAGAAGAAAGAUAUGGUAAAUCAGUCUGAAACACCAGGCAACAUUCAGACAGGUGAUUGAGCCACUGUGCUAAACAUUGCUCUUGGCUACAUUAUUAUCAAUUCAGAGUAACUUCACUGACUUAAGUGGAGUUCAAGUGAAAUUUUAAGGGUAUAUGUAAGCACAGAAUGUGGUGCACUGUGUACAGAUGAUCAAUAGACUGAGUGAAGCUGAGGAUUUUAGCUGUCAUAUUGUUCCUCUUAAGUGUUCACUUAAAAAAAUACAUUUUUCUGGUCUCACAACCAAGGAAGCCGGUUUGUCUUCUGGCUUUCUAGCCAAUAAGUCUCCCAUACGGAAAUAAUUUUUACAGGCUUCACAUUAGAAAACACUCGUCUGGUAACCAGAGAAGAAUUACAGCUCCUCCACCAGAUGGACCAAUAUUUUUGUGAGGUAAGUAGAUAAACAGCUCUGUGCAGGACAAGACAGGUCAGAUUCUGAUGUUGGAUAUGGUAGGGUAAAUCCAAGAUAAUUCCACAUAAAUCAGUGGAGUUGCCUGGGUUUACUACUGUAACUGAAAUGAAAACCUGUCUCAUAGUAACUGAAUGGGAAAUGCAUAAGGGAAGGAAACACUGCACGGAGCAUGAAUUUUUACUAGACCUGGUCAGAAAAUUUCUGACAAAAUGAAAUUUCAUUGAGAAACAAAUACAUUUUAACCAAAAAGUUGUUUCCAUGCAGCUCUAAUCCAAAUACUAAGUAAUCAUUUUGAAAAAGUAUAGCCAUUUUUAUAACUGAAAUUAUUCUAAAUGUAGUAAAAAGAUUUUUAAAAAAUUAAAAAGAGAUUUUGCUCCAAUUGCUUUUUUUAAAACAAGAAGUUAAAGGUCUGUAGAUUUACAGUGCCCCUUACUUAGCACCAAGUGGAAAUCUAUGUUUCAUAUUUACUUGUUUCUAAAUGCCAGGGGUGAUGUGACUUGUUAUAAUUCAAAAGAAAAAGGUGAAGGAUUUUUUUCACACCUUCCUGUACCCUAUUUUCCCUUGGAAGGUAAAGGGUGGGUAGUUAAGGAAGGUAUUAUUGUUGCCUUGAAGUGCUGACAUUACUUUAUUGCAAAAAAUAUACUUUGCCAUGUAAUCAAUUUAAGAACAAAAGCAUCAUUUGUGAAAACUAAGUGAUUAGAAGAAACACCAUAACCAUGGUGUUACUCUUAUGCAGCUAUAAAAUCCAUUUGUGGGUGAAAUGGCUUCUGGAAACUAAUGCGGGGUCAAUGCAUGAACCCAGAUCCGUUGUGCCUUUUCUUCAAAAGCUGACACAAUCUGUGCUGAUUCAUGUUGUUUAACAUUGAUGAUGACUAUGAAGCCUAGUAAGAGCACUUUAGCAGAAUAUCCAAAUUCCACAGAAUAUAAUUUAGCUGCUGGAUGAGGGGGAAAAUAAAAUUAAUCAAGCAAUUUUGAAUAACCUUUUGGAUUUUUCUUAGCUAAUACAAUAUGUACAUUCUUACAGUGAUAGUAGAUUCAAAUAUAUUUUAUUACCUAUUAUAAUAUAUUCUAAAACACUGAUUAUUGCUAAUAUGUAAUACACUUGACUGCUUUAAAAUUAUAACAGUUCUACUGUUGCCCUCUUGCCUUCUAGUACUAAAUUCUGUUAAUCAGUUACUUUUCUUUGUUGUAAACUGCAAAGGUACCAUAUCCUGUGAGUGUUAUCAAUAUUACUUUCCCCCCCCAUCCCAUCAGUUUGUCAUCUAUAACGAGCUAGACACCCUUACACUUGAAAUGCUCAAGGACAGUAGCUAGAACAUACAAGUGAGAACAAAAAAGUUGAAAAAUUGAAGAUAAGGGGGAAAAAAAUCUCACUAGAAUAACAUAAAUGAUGGUUGGUGCCUAACUAGAAUACAUGGAGUGGCUUGACUUUGGUUGGAAAAUGUUUAGAUUCUUGGUGUCUUUUUGUUGUAUGUUGUAUGGAUAGAAAGCCUCUUGUACUUGAAGUCUGUAUCCAAAGCCUAUUAACCAAGCAUGCAGAGUUUACUGACAACAUUAAUAAACAAAAAUGAAGUAA
Caretta caretta (loggerhead turtle) is the source of this 6445-nucleotide messenger RNA. It is a transcript of the gene DDC, whose product is annotated as dopa decarboxylase. The record is from RefSeq and is a predicted model, not a curated record. Gene Ontology annotation, biological process: serotonin biosynthetic process; amino acid metabolic process; catecholamine metabolic process. Gene Ontology annotation, molecular function: aromatic-L-amino-acid decarboxylase activity; pyridoxal phosphate binding. Gene Ontology annotation, cellular component: cytoplasm. NCBI's taxonomy places the organism in Eukaryota, Metazoa, Chordata, Testudines, Cheloniidae.